AUGUUUGGCCUGAUCCCAACUCAUAUUGGUGCACUAACAAGAUUGCAUCAAUUAGUCUUACAAGACAACAAUUUUUCUGGUACCAUACCGGAUGGUGUUGGUAACCUAAGUAUGCUAGAGCAUCUAAUGCUUGAAAAUAACCAUCUGUCGUCAACUAUACCUGAAAGCUUAUUCCAUCUCAGUAACCUUCGAGAAUUAAGUCUAUCUCACAACUUCCUUAUUGGUUCAUUGCCCAGUGAUUUCAGUUCCAUGGAAGCAAUAGACAUUAUAGAUGUAUCUGCUAACUACUUGGUUGGUAACCUCCCGACUUCAUUUGCACAAAAUGGACUGUUAAGCAACCUUGAUCUAUCACACAACAUGCUGCAAGAUUCAAUCCCUGCCUCUUUCAAAGGGUUACUCAACCUAGAAGUUUUGAACCUAUCCUGUAAUAACCUUUCUGGCACUAUUCCAAAGUAUUUGGCCAACUUUACUUCUCUGACUAGCUUGAACCUUUAUUUUAAUAAGUUUCAAGGAGAGAUACUAGAUGGAGGUAUUUUCUCAAGAAACAUCAAUUCACAAUCUUUAAUUGGAAAUGUCGGGUUAUGUGGUGCCCCACGUCUAGGAUUUUUGCCAUGCCUAGUUGAUUCAUUCCCAUCCAACAAACAUUUGGUAUGUUUUUUGGUUCCAGUUCUCAUGAUAAUACUGGGAGCUAUAGCAAUUAUCCUAUACCUAAUGAACAGAAAGAAAAAUAGAAAGCAACCAGAUGCUAUGACUUCUAUGGACAUGGCUGACGUGAUCAGCCAUAGGCUAGUCCUACCAUGA
Molecule: messenger RNA, 801 nt
Organism: Triticum turgidum subsp. durum (durum wheat)
Lineage: Eukaryota; Viridiplantae; Streptophyta; Magnoliopsida; Poales; Poaceae
Source: the annotation of a GenBank genome assembly